AUGGAUCAACCUCCGCCUCCGCCGCCGCAUGGCAAUAUUCCCCGGCCGGCGAAUCCCAACUUACCCCCGGGCAAAUAUGACAUAUUCAUCAUACCGCCGCACUCCUCGGGAUCUGGUUUCCUCUAUCUCCCUUCUCUGAAGCCGAACCUGAACAGCUUCGCCGCGGGAUUUGCUAGCGCUCUGGUCCUAGUCGUCCUAGGCCAGACCAUGGCACCGGUUUAUCAGGUGUGGUGGAGCAGCUUCCAAGGAAUGGGAAAUAUGGGCAUGGUGUUAUUGGUGAUCGCAGUCGGAGUCGGGGCAUGGUCUCUGGGGAGAACGCAACAAGGUGGUGGCUCGGCGUCGGGGAGAGGCAAUGGGAAUUCUUGGGGGUACGAUCCCGGAGCUGGAGGCUAUUCUAGUGGCCCAAAUCCCAACGCUGGACCACCCCCCAAUGAUGAUACGCCUCCGCCUCCUCCGCCUCAUGCCUCGCCACCGCCGCCUCCUCGGCAUGGGCCCGCACCUGGGACUCCAGGUACAGAGCGGCCCAAGCAAUCGUGGCAACAGCAUGCGCAAGCCAACGAACCGAAGGACGCAUCACCAGAACCGCCACCAGAGCCUCGACGUCGACCGCCGCAGGAACCAUCGCGAGAACCACCUCGAGAACCACCUCGAGAGCAACCUCGAGAACCGCCGCGGGAACCGAAGCGAGAGCCGAAGCGAGAACCAAGACGUGAGCCGAAACGACAACCAAAAUCAGAGCAGCGACCUGAGCCACCUCGGGAACCCCGCCGCGAACCGCCCCGGGAGCCAUCUCCAGAACCUGCGAAAGAGCCCCCACAGGAGCCUCCCAAGCCAAAGCCUAGGUCAAAACCCAGGGAAGCUCCUAGAGAGGUUCCUCAAGAGGCCCCCAAGGAACUGCCUAAGGAACUGCCUAAGGAGGUUCAUAAGGAGGUUCAUAAGGAACAUAAGGAAUCUCCCAAGAAGCCAUCUAGAAAGCCCAAGGAGACUCCUCCAGAAAUCCCCAUAGAGCCCCCUAAAGAGCCCCCUAAAGAGCCCCCCAAGGAGCUUCCCAAGGAGCUUCCCAAGGAGCUUCCCAAGGAGCUUCCCAAGGAGCUUCCCAAGGAGCUUCCCAAGGAGCUUCCUAAGGAGACCCCUAAAGAGACCCCCAGAGAUCCACCCAAAGAGAGGGCGCUCCGAGAAAAGCUUGAGAGGGAAGUCAAGGAAAAGGAGGCAAUCCGGAUCAAGGAGGCAAUCGAAGCAGCUAGGCUGAAGGCUAUAGCAGAGGCAGCUCGGCUGAGAGAGGAAGAGGCCGCGACGUUGAGAGCAAAGCUGAAAGAAGCAGAAGCUGCCGUGCAGAGAGAAGCCGAAGCUGCUGCUAAGCUGAGAGAAGCUGAGGCCGCCAAGCGAAUGGAAGAAGAGGCUGCCAGGGAAAGAGAAGCCGAAAGGCAGCGAGAAGCCGAGAGGCAAAGAGAGGUUGAGAGGCAAAGGGAAUUGGAGGCGGCUCGACAGAGGGAGGAAGCUGCUAGGUUAAGAGAGGCAGAAGAAGCUAGGAUCAGGGAAGUUGAUGCUGCUAGGUUAAGGGAAGCCGAAAGUAGGAGAGGCGCCUACGCCUACUCGUCGGUCGGGGAGAAAACAAACCCUUGGCCGAACGGAAAACCGCCGGUUAGGCCUCCAUCUCCUGCUAGAUCAAGCCCCCCUAGGCCGAGCCCGAGUACUACGUCUAGUAAGCCUAGUGCUGCCUCUAGCAAGCAACCGAAUCCAGCCCCUAGCACAACCAAGACUUCGAGCGGCGUUAACGAAGAAACUUACUCGUUUCGACCAUACGAUCAGCCUAAGAACCAUACUCGAAGGAGGUCGGGCGAGACAACCUUCACAGAGUCAUCGUAUGCUCCAUCCCAGUCAACAGCAAGGACAACGCCGCCACCUUCCGAACACCCGCCUUAUCGGACCAACGACCCAGACAAAAUCGUCAUCAAGGCUGUUUAUAGCUUCGUCAACCAAUUCUCCAAGACACCAGCUUCUCAACUCAUUAGUGGUAUGGCACCUGUCACGGACGGUUUGAUCCUUCGCAUCUCGUCUGCCGGUAUCUUCAUCGACGACGAUGUCCGCAACGAGCCGCAGCGAGAUUGGGACGUCAAGGCCUGGACGCUCAAAACGAUGGAGAUAUGGUGCCCGGCACAUUGCGUUGUCGAGUCUAACGUCACCCCCAAAGUGACUCCUAAGAGCCGUUUCCGAUCAUCAAUUCGUGGCGACCCGAAAACCCUGACAGGUGAGGAUGCCGAAGCCUGUGUUGACGAGCUACUACAUUCUUGCGGGGACGUGUGCCGCCACGCACCUCACGGAAGAUGGGAUGAUGCGUCGUCAAAUAUUAGUAGUUCGCGACGACGAGGUCUGCAUGUCCUGCGCGCUACAAUCCGAGAUCAGGACGGGAGGAGGCACUUGUUUAUUGUUGACGAAGAUGAGGGCUGGAAGGUUGCACAGGGCCUGCGGAAGCUCUUCCAGGGCACCCAACACCGCCAGCUAGGUAUCCAGUGCAUGGCAAAGACAGAGGCUCAAGGCAUUCUCGACAUGUUUGGCCGGUGA
Messenger RNA from Daldinia loculata, 2562 nucleotides. RefSeq lists its product as uncharacterized. The record is from RefSeq and is a predicted model, not a curated record. The transcript is spliced from 2 exons. NCBI's taxonomy places the organism in Eukaryota, Fungi, Ascomycota, Sordariomycetes, Xylariales, Hypoxylaceae. The coding region runs from base 1 to 2562 and encodes 853 amino acids.